GCUGGCAGUGCGGGAGUUCGGGCCGCUGGUGGACUACUGGGUGACGCUGGCAGUGCGGGAGUUCGGGCCACUGGUGGACUACUGGGUGACGUUCAACGAGCCGCACCUGUUUGUCAUCCUCACCUACUGCAUGGGCGUGUGGCCGCCCGGCAAGGCGCCCUCGCUGCUGCAGUCGGCGCUCUGCAUGUCGCCCGUGGGGCAGUACAGCCAGGCCAUGCAACACAUCGGGGAGGCUCACAUCUCUGCCUUCAAGAUCAUCAAGAAAGGGAGCACAGCACCAGUGGGCGUGGCGGCCAACACGGCGUUCAUGACGCCAUACAGCGCGCUGGACGUGGUGGUGCCGCUCUACAUCGACUGGAUGACACUCUUCCCCUGGGUCGACCACAUCCAGCAUCACCUCGACUUCUGCGGCCUCAACUACUACGGUCAGGAGUUCAUGUCGACAGCAGGCCUGCAGAGUGUGGAGGAGGAAGAAUUCUCCGAAGCCGGCAGGGCAGUCUACCCCGAUGGCUUCUACCGCAUCCUCAUGGCCUUCCACCGCCGCUACUCGCCCAGCCACCCCGCGCUGCGCUUCAUCGUCACUGAGAACGGCUUUGCCGACACUGAGGACAACAUUCGCCGCCCGUAUCUGAUUGAGCACCUGCUGGCACUGAACGCGGCUAUCAAGGAGGGCAUGCCCAUAGACGGGUACUUCCACUGGACCAUCAGCGACAACUGGGAGUGGGCGGACGGCUAUUGCCCCAAGUUCGGCCUGGCAGGCGUUGACAGGACCUCCGCCAACCUCACCCGCGUGCUACGCCCCUCCUACGGGCUCUUCAAGGAGGUGAGGGGGGAUUUUGCACGCCUGAAGAUUGUGGAGUCACGGCAAGUGACGGCGCAGCAGCGGGAGGAGGAGUGGGGGCAGCUGCAGCAGCGAGCGGAGCGGGGCGAGCAGCGCUCCUAUUGCCGUGCUGUUGAACCCAGCGGCCGCAUGGGCGCCGGUGAGCGCGGUGGUGGCGUGGGGGAUGCAUGGGGGGGCGCAUGGGGGGGUCAUAGCCACCUAGGAUUGUCGGCCAAGGCAGGCAUGUUGACGACUUCUGAGUUGACUGAAGAGUUCUCACCUCCCUCUCACCCGAUUGUCUGCUACCCUCUCUUCUCACCACCCCCCGACCAGACUCCCUUGACUCCCCCACAACACGGGUCAUACCCUCCAAAGACUGACUCCCUCGACUCCCCCUCAACACGAGUGAUAGCCACCAAGGACUGGCGCUAUGGCGAGUACAGGCGCCCCAAGGCCGCCGUGAUGGUGAAGCGUACGGCAAGGAUUUUCCGCAUCUGGCUGGAGGACCUGCUGCUUGCCGCCCAGCAGGCUGCAGAUGCUGCCAACUCCCUCCUGUGCCGCCUCAUGCAUGGCCCUCACCACCAGCACGAGCACCAGCACCAGCACCAGCAGCAACAGCAACAGCAGCAGGUUGUGGAGCAGCAGCAGGUAUGGGAGGAGGUGGAAGCAGACACUGAGAUACCGCCAGUAGCUGUUGCAGCUGCUGCCGCUGGUGCUGCUUCAGCAGACAAGGAUGAGCUGUAA
Closterium sp. Naga37s-1 is the source of this 1564-nucleotide messenger RNA. NCBI's taxonomy places the organism in Eukaryota, Viridiplantae, Streptophyta, Zygnematophyceae, Desmidiales, Closteriaceae. The record is from the annotation of a GenBank genome assembly.